Molecule: messenger RNA, 963 nt
Organism: Octodon degus (degu)
Lineage: Eukaryota; Metazoa; Chordata; Mammalia; Rodentia; Octodontidae
Gene: Ripk3
Product: receptor interacting serine/threonine kinase 3
Biological process (GO): protein phosphorylation
Molecular function (GO): JUN kinase kinase kinase activity; ATP binding
Source: RefSeq, a predicted model, not a curated record
AUGAAUAGAAGGCUCAUCAGUGUCUCUGCCUCUCUGGUGUCCUCUGAGAACCUAAAGAACCCAGACUUUGUAAGCGAAGGUGGGUUUGGCACAGUGCUCCGGGCACAGUAUAGGAAGUGGGACUGCGAUGCGGCUGCCAAGAUCAUGCAUUCAGACGCGAUAUCCAAGGAGGUGAAAACCAUCACAAGUCUGAAUAACCAGUACGUGUUAAGACUGCUAGGAGAGACAAAGAGCCUGCAGUAUGGCAUGUCUAGGCCAGCUCUGGUGACACAACUUAUGGAGAAUGGCUCCCUAUCCGGGCUGCUAUGCAGGGAUUGGCCAGGGCCCUGGCUGUUCCUCUGUUGCCUACUGCAGGAAGUGGUGCUUGGGAUGAAUUAUCUGCACAGUCUGAACUCAGUGCUCCUGCACUAGGACCUCAAGCCCUCCAGUGUCUUGCUAGACACAAAUCUGCAUGCCAAGGUGGCAGAUUUUGGCCUCUCCACAUUUCAGGGACCAUCACAGUCAGGAACAGGGUGUGAAACCCAGCAGCCAAGGGAUACCCUGGCUUACUUGGCUCCAGAAUUAUUGGCUGAUAUAAACAAGAAGGCUUCCAAGGCCAGUGAUGUCUACAGUAAGAUCUUUGGGAUCCUCAUAUGGGCAUUAUGAGCAGGAAGAGAACCUGAGGUAACUAAGAAGCAGAUCCAAGCCCUAAUGACUGAACUGCCUCUGUCCAGCCCUGAGACUCCAGGCUUGGAAGAACUGAAGAAGCUGAUGCAGCGCAGCUGGAGCCAUGAGCCCGGUGACAGGGCUCCUCUUCCCAGAAUGCCAGGAAACAACCAAAAAGGCCUGUUGGGGGCACAUGGCAAUGUGGAUGCUGCCAUCCUGGAACACCGGAUCUGUGAGCCUCUCAGUACUGUUGCUGCUAUGGCGGCCAAAAUUGUCUCCCAGCACAAAACCCCAGAUAUCAGCUGUUACUUUUCCUGA